AACCAAUUUUGUGGACUGUUUUAAGGGGAAAAAAAACAGAUUGAGACAUGGCGUUUGUGGUUUGUUAUCUUCUUGCCUUUGCGUUCUUCAAUUAUGCUGGAGCACAACAACUGCAGUCUAAUAUAAGCCGGGGCUCUGCUUUAACACCCACUACCAACUCCUCAUGGUUGUCUCGUUCUGGUAUGUAUGCCUUUGGCUUUUACAAGCAAGGCAAUGGCUUUGCUGUGGGGAUAUUUAUUGCCGGAAUCCCCGAAAAGACUGUAGUGUGGACCGCAAAUCGAGACGGUCGACUGGUCUCGGACAAUGCCAGCUUGCUCUUCACAAGUGAUGGGAUUGCCUUGCAGUCGACACAAGGGCAAAGUUUGGUGGUUGAUGCUCCGGUGCUUGUUUCCUCUGCUUCGAUGCUGGAUUCGGGUAAUUUUGUGCUGUACAAUGCGAGUCGGGCUAUAGUAUGGCAAAGCUUUGAGUACCCAACUGAUACCUUGUUGCCCAAUCAACCACUGAUAGCAGGGAUAGCAGGGAAGGAACUUGUGUCUGCUAAAUCAGAAACUGAUCACUCAUCAGGCACUUUUCGUCUCGCUAUGCAAGGUGAUGGAAACCUUGUCCAGUACCCUGUGGAUACUGGACCAGAUGGUGGUACUCAAUAUGCUUAUUAUGCGUCUAAUACGUUUACAGCAGGACCAAAUGUGUCGCUAAAUCUAGGUGUUGAUGGCCGUCUCUUCUUGCUCAAUGGUACUGGUGAUGGAAAUUUAUUGAAUCUCAGCCUCGGAGGUCUUCCAACUCAAGGAAGGUCUUAUCUUAUGAGAAUUGAUGCGGAUGGAAUUUUUCGUGUCUAUUCGUAUGAUCUGAAACAGAAAGGAAAUUGGUCCACUGAAUGGUCAUCUUCACAGGAUAGAUGUGACCCUCAAGGUGCAUGUGGAUAUAAUAGCUACUGUGUCACAAUGGGAGCAGCAAUUGACUGUAUAUGUCUUCCUGGAUUCGAAUAUGUCAACGCGGGAGAUCAGACUUUAGGUUGUGAGAGAAAUUCUUCUGUUGGAGAUGUUUGCAAAUCAAAGAAUUGGAAUUGCAACUACACCAUGCAAGAACUGGGUAGCACAAAAUGGGAGGAUGAGCCGUAUAUGGUUCUGAAACCUUCAGGCAAAGAAGAUUGCAAACAGGCCUGUUUGGGUGAUUUUAACUGUCAGGCUGCAGUUUUCGAUGGUUUAAGCUGCAGCAAGCAGAGGCCUCCUUUGAGAUAUGGAAGAAGAGAUGAGAGUACAUCAAAGAUACUUCUCCUCAAGGAGGUUGUCAUGUCUUCUGCACCUCCAGCUCCACGUGCAGUUGUUCCGAAAAGAAGCAGGAAAAAUGGUAGAAAUUUAUUCUUGAUUGUUGGCGUGUCAUUUACUGCUUUGGGGUUCAUUCUGUUGGUGAUUUCUGUAACUGUUUUAUGGAAAAACAAUGUCUGGGCAUAUAAAAGAAUGAGUGAGGUCAAUGGUGAUGCUGAGUGGAAUGAGGAUGUGACUCCACGGCCAUAUGCUUAUGAAGAUAUAGAAAAGAUGACUAAUAAUUUCAAUGAAGAGGUUGGUAGAGGAGCCUCAGGAACAGUAUACAAAGGGGUGAUUGGAAAUAGCCAAAAACUAGUUGCUGUCAAGAGACUUGAGAAAGUUGCAGCUGAAGGUGACAGAGAAUUUCAGACUGAAAUGAGAGUUAUUGGCAGAACUCAUCACCGGAACUUAGUCCGUUUACUUGGGUAUUGUCUUGACGGACCUAAGAAGCUUCUGGUGUAUGAGUACAUGAGCAAUGGUUCACUUGCAGAUAUACUCUUCACACCUGAGAGGAAACUUCAUUGGGAAGAAAGAAUGGGAAUCGCUCGCAAAAUAGCACGAGGUUUUCUUUACCUCCAUGAAGAGUGUGAUACACAGAUCAUUCACUGUGACAUAAAGCCUCAAAACAUACUGAUGGAUGAGUACAUGUGCCCAAAAAUAACUGACUUUGGAUUAUCCAAGCUGCUUCAGCCUGACGAAACCCAAAUAUGUACUGGUAUUCGAGGAACUAAAGGGUAUGUGGCACCUGAGUGGCAUAGGAAAAUCCCUGUAACAGUUAAAGUAGAUGUUUACAGCUUUGGAAUUGUGCUGUUGGAGAUAGUAUUCUGUCGAAGGAAUGUGGACUGGAGCCUUCCUCAUGAUGAAGCUAUCUUGGAUGAAUUGGUCUACCAUUAUUUUGAGAGUGGUGAGCUCAGAAAAUUGGUUGGGGAUGAAGACAUGGACAGCAGGCAAUUGGAAAGGGUGGUUAAGGUCGGAAUUUGGUGCAUCCAGGAUGAGCCGUCGCUCCGUCCUUCUAUGAAGAAGGUUCUACUUAUGUUGGAAGGGACUGUUGAAAUCCCAGUUCCUCCUAGUCCGGUUUCAUUUCUCAGUACCAUCUAG
This is a messenger RNA of Fragaria vesca subsp. vesca, 2402 nucleotides long. Its product is annotated as G-type lectin S-receptor-like serine/threonine-protein kinase SRK-like. The coding region runs from base 48 to 2402 and encodes 784 amino acids. Gene Ontology annotation, biological process: recognition of pollen; protein phosphorylation. The record is from RefSeq and is a predicted model, not a curated record. The transcript has a single exon. Gene Ontology annotation, molecular function: protein serine/threonine kinase activity; ATP binding. NCBI's taxonomy places the organism in Eukaryota, Viridiplantae, Streptophyta, Magnoliopsida, Rosales, Rosaceae.